GAGUGUGGAUCAUGUGACAGCACAGCAGCAGUUUCUACACCACACACGCACGACACACACAGACACAAAAACACCAAGCGAGUAAGUCAGUGAGUUUUAUAAGUUUGGGAAGUUGUCGCCCGCUCAGCGUGUAGAUACCACCGCGGGGAGCUGACUGGCUUGUUCUCAUGUGAGCGACGCCGAAGCAGAGUGACUUUGCAGCGGACUAAAACGGAGAGAGUUGUUCCAAGUCGUUGUCCAGCAAGUAGACGGCUCCCGCCCUUUCGGAAAGGCUUUCGGCCAUUGCAGCCAUGCUGAUGUAUGAUUACCCUCUGAAAACAGACAUGGAGACGUCAUUCUACUCACCGCUGGUGAAAACGCCGGAUCCGUACGGAGUCUACUUCUCCCAUCCGACCCACGUCUACCACCACAGCCACAUGCAGGCCCUGACCCAGUCCCGCGCCGCGAGCAACCCAUCGCACACCCAGCUGGAGCCCGUUGAUCUGUCCCUGAGCAAGCGCUCGUCCUCCUCCGCCACCUCCUCCUCGUCCUCCCCUCACUGCUCGUCCGCCUCCUCCCCGGCCUCCUCGCGGAGCACCCCACCAUCGCCUUAUAGUACCGCCAGCCGUGCCUCCCCGCGCUGCUCCCCCCGGCUGAGCCAGCGGCACUCCUCGCCGUCCCACGCGCUCCCGCCGCCCGCCACCUCGCUGUCGUACCCCACCAUGGUGGCUCCUCUGAUGGGCGCAGGCUCCGGCGUCAUCCAGAGCUCGGGGGUCAUGGUGUCUCCGGUCAUGGUGCCUCUGUCCGUCCUCUAUCCCUCCCCGCUCCACUUGCACCAGCCCAUAAUGGUGAGCGCACCUGUUACGGCGGACGAUGAGCAUCAUCACCGUCAUCAUCAUCAUCAUCAUCGAAGCAGAGACCACAAGACAGUUCAAUCCAGAAAGUCAUUGGAUGGGCGAGGCGAUGGGCACGACUUGCACAAGCUCAUCAAAACCGAGCCCCGUCCCGAGCUCAUUCAUGAGCAUCACAGCAGCCACGACAUGAAGUCAUCGGUCAUCAGGAUACCACAAGAAUAUGAGGGCAACAACCCGUCCGUUAUUGUCCAUUCGGCCACUCAGCAUCCUCUCCCCGCUGACUCUCCGGACACGCUGAAGAAGAGAAGAAUCCACCGUUGCGAUUUCUCUGGUUGCAACAAAGUCUACACAAAGAGUUCACACCUCAAAGCGCACCGUAGGACGCACACAGGCGAGAAACCGUACAAGUGCAUGUGGGAAGGCUGCACAUGGAAGUUUGCCCGGUCCGAUGAGCUGACGCGGCACUUUCGCAAGCACACGGGAGUGAAACCUUUCCAGUGUCCUGACUGCGAGCGCAGCUUUUCCCGCUCCGACCACCUGGCCUUGCACAAAAAGCGCCACCUCCUGGUGUGAAACUUCAACUCAGGACAACUUGAGCUGAAUUCAACAUUGGACUGUACCACUUGGACUUUGAGGGGCGGGGCUGGGGGUAUAAAUAUCGGACUCCAAUGUACGGAUUGGGGCAAGCUGUGAUGCUUUCACCUCUUUGACCUGAAUAUGAGCUGGUAUCCUACUGCAUCCAAAAAAACAACAACUUUGAAUCAUUCACAGCAUGUUGCCAUUACAUUUUGGGGAAUCCAAACAUUUUCUCUUUUGAAAGUGAUUGCAACAUCUCAGCUGGUUUGAGAGUGCUUCCCCCUUGUGGCCUUACAAAACACGUACGGAAAGCCGUUGGAGAAUUUAUGCCAACGCCUUUGAUUUCCAAUUUUGGGUCCAUGUACUUGUACUUGUAACCAGCUCCCUAUGAGCAUUAAUUUGUUAUCCUAUUUUGUGUUUUUUAUGGUCUUACUAGUGAGGCCAAUGGGCAUACCAGUGGAUGGACUUUAAACUGGAUAACAAGGUUCUGGAAUAAAUGCUUUAAGUGCUUUCCAUACACAUAUGCACCAUGAACAAACUUUUCAUGUUAAAGGAAACCCUUUUUUUUUUUAAUUUGUCUUCGAGGGCCAACGAAAUGUGAAGUUUUUCACAUGGUAUUGCAUCACACCUACUUGUGGGCAGUGUGGCUAACUCGUCUAAUGCUAGUCCCCCAAAUUGAAACAACACACACCUCAUCUGCUUCGAAAAGCUUGAAUGAUGCGUUCUCUUAUGUGCACACUUUAAUGGAACACAAUGCAGGAAAAAUGCACUUAAUGAAAUUUGGGUUAGAAAGUAUUUUGGUUGUUUUUAUUUAGAAAUGUGAACAUUGCUGUACCUGGGGCAUUAUAUUGUUUCGAUCAGGACAUGCAUAAGGAUAUUAAGUGCAGCAAAAUAUCUCAUUUCUUAUAUCAAGCUUCAAAAGUAUAUCUAUAAUAUGAUCGUUUUGGAGGGCGGGAAGGUUGUGAUGCAAUGUCAAUCUAAGUUUUUUCUCUUGAGACUCUUACUUGGGGAAAUGUCAGCGUUCAAGGCAAGGAACCGGACGGGACUUUUUUUGCUUUCAAUAUUUCUGCGUACCAACAUAAUUCCAAUCGAAUUUCCCUUAUUUAGCUAUCCGUUCUUUACAGCCUCCCGAGAACAAAGAGCGAAUCAAGGAAUGUGUGUUUGUGUGAGUGUGUUCAUGUCUCCAUGCUGUGUGCACUUUAUAGGUAAGAUUCAAACCAGCAUUCCCAAAAGCAUACAUUGAUCCACAUAAACUAAACAUACCCGAAUGUAGCGGCUCAACAGAUCAGCAUUUUCCUUUUUUUUUCUUGUGAUGGUUUUUGUCUGUCUGCAAAUAUAAGUUGUAAUAUAUAUUAUAUAUUAUAUUCAUAUAUAUUUUCUAAUUGUUAGACUGAAAGGGCAAUUACAGGUUUUUAUUAAGCAUGAUUUUGAUACUCAUAAUAAUGAAAAAUAUUACACAUUUCUGCAAUGUUGUGUCUCUCAUGAACUUUAUCUCCUUUUAAUCUACAUUGGUAAUUCAAAGGGAAUGUGUAAACUGUGAGCAUAACUACAGAUGUGUGUGGAAUUCUGCAUUUGUUUUAAAACAAAAUAUUCAUACCACUUAAUAAACUUAUUGCUAUUAUUAUCA
This is a messenger RNA of Hippocampus zosterae (dwarf seahorse), 3036 nucleotides long. RefSeq names its product Kruppel-like factor 3 (basic) (gene klf3). The record is from RefSeq and is a predicted model, not a curated record. Gene Ontology annotation, biological process: regulation of transcription by RNA polymerase II. Lineage: Eukaryota; Metazoa; Chordata; Actinopteri; Syngnathiformes; Syngnathidae. The transcript has 6 exons. The coding region runs from base 291 to 1406 and encodes 371 amino acids. Gene Ontology annotation, molecular function: DNA-binding transcription factor activity, RNA polymerase II-specific; RNA polymerase II cis-regulatory region sequence-specific DNA binding.